AUGACAGCCUGGGCGAAGGCCUUCGACUCCUGGUUCUUUGCAGAUAGUCUGCACGACACUCUCGUCGAGCUUGUAUUUCUCGAGGAUCCUGAACAACCAAGAGCUUACUUCGAAACAGAUACUGUUGAUGGCCACGAGGCAAAUACUAUCUUCAUUAACCUUAGAUCGAGCUCUCGUGAAAUCGAGGAGUGGCCAGAGUAUAAAGGUACGUUUGAGGAAUUCUACAUCGCCGCGUUACUCCACGAAAUGGUCCAUGCGUUUUGUAAUAUUUAUCAUUGUCAAAAGACAUGUUGCAAAGAACAAACAUGGCACCCGUCUACUGGAGCCAUUGGAUGUGAUGGACACGGACACCCCUUUAGCGAGGGUUCAAAGUGUUUGCUCGACGCCUCGGUCGCAGAGGGCCUGUCAUGGGCAGUUGAUCCUAUUGCACUUGGUCUGGGUGAUAGUGUUGUUUUUUUCUAUGUUUAUAAACCUCUGGCAACCCGACGAGAAGCAAUUGGAGAACUGGAACGUACCGGUUGA
This is a messenger RNA of Hymenoscyphus albidus, 522 nucleotides long. The record is from the annotation of a GenBank genome assembly. Lineage: Eukaryota; Fungi; Ascomycota; Leotiomycetes; Helotiales; Helotiaceae.